Messenger RNA from Micromonas commoda, 618 nucleotides. RefSeq lists its product with no specific name. Lineage: Eukaryota; Viridiplantae; Chlorophyta; Mamiellophyceae; Mamiellales; Mamiellaceae. The record is from RefSeq and is a predicted model, not a curated record. Gene Ontology annotation, cellular component: transcription factor TFIIH holo complex. The transcript is spliced from 2 exons. Gene Ontology annotation, biological process: DNA repair; regulation of cyclin-dependent protein serine/threonine kinase activity; regulation of transcription by RNA polymerase II. The coding region runs from base 1 to 618 and encodes 205 amino acids.
AUGGCCGCGCUUACGCUGGGCCGUGAGGUCCAGGUCCGCGCACGGAUCAAAUCCAUAUACAACAAGCGGCAGAUGGACUUCAACGAGCUGCGCGAGUACAACGAUUACCUCGAGCAGGUGGAGGACAUCAUCUUCAACCUAUGCGAGGGCAUCGAUGUCAAGGCGACGGAGGCCAAGGUGGAUGCCUACAGGAAGGAGAACGCGGGCGAGAUCGCGAGGCUGAACAAACGGAACGAAGAGGAAGACAGGCGGAUCGCGGAGGCGAAGGGGAGCGAGUGGGCGCCACGGAGGAUGUCGCUGGACGGCUCGGACGUGGGCGACACGCCAGGUCCCACGGGCGGCGCCGGAGGGUUCGGUGGCAUGUUCGGUCACACGCCGGGCACGGGCGGCGGCGGCGGCGGCGGGCCGCCCAGGCCGGUGAUGGCGGUGCCCAAGCCCACGGCCAUGCCGCAGAGCGGGGGCAAGGCGGCUCACGGCGCGUGGGACCACGGCCUGGAUCAGUCGGCGGAGGGACGGGCGAAACGGGAGGCGGCGAUCGCAAAGGCGUGUGGGGUGGACAUGCACGCCCUGGGGAUGGCGAGGGCGAGGCAGGAGGCUCUCCAGAGCAUCUUCUGCUGA